Trichoderma reesei QM6a is the source of this 705-nucleotide messenger RNA. RefSeq lists its product as uncharacterized. The transcript has a single exon. Lineage: Eukaryota; Fungi; Ascomycota; Sordariomycetes; Hypocreales; Hypocreaceae. The coding region runs from base 1 to 705 and encodes 234 amino acids. The record is from RefSeq and is a predicted model, not a curated record.
AUGCCUUCACUCUUCUCUACUCUCGUCCUUGCCCUGGGCAUGUUCCGGGCAGCUGUGGCUUCGGAAGACGACUUCGCAAGCAUGGACAUCAUGCCUGGUGAUUUCCGCCCCGACCUGUACCAACGAGCUGUUGAUGCUGGACUCGCAGGACUCUGCACCUGUCCCAACCUGUUCAUCUGCUUGGGCGACAAGUCCCAGUGCACCAUGGACAACAAAGGAUCCAUCAUCUGCUGUGCCAUGGGGCAAAGGGCUUUCAACGGACAGUGCGUUGAUGCGGCCGCCUCUCUCUGUGCCGACGGGAUCACCGUCUGCUCAGCGAACACGCAGUGCGCCACCGACAACCUCGGAGCCACCAUCUGUUGCCCUGCAGGCCAGAAGGCCGUCAAUGGCCGAUGCACCGUCGCGUCUACCAACCUCUGUGCUGAUGGCAAGAACAUGUGCGCCGGAGCCACGCCGCAGUGUACCAUCAACGUCAGCGUCUCGAUCAACGGCACGGAUAUCAGCAACACCAUCUGCUGCGCAAACGGACAGAAAGCUCUUGAUGGCAGAUGCUACGCUGGCAAUGCGCAGCUCGUGCCGUGCGGCCUGAACGGGCCAUGCAACGUCGGCACUGGAUAUUACUGCGCAAUGAGUGCUGGAGUCGCCCCCCAGUGUUGCAAGCAGGAUUCGUACCUCAAGGGCGCCGCUUGUGUCAAGAAGCCAUAA